This is a messenger RNA of Hemisphaericaspora subhashii, 459 nucleotides long. Its product is annotated as mitochondrial 54S ribosomal protein MRP49. Bases 1 to 459 code for a protein of 152 amino acids. The record is from RefSeq and is a predicted model, not a curated record. NCBI's taxonomy places the organism in Eukaryota, Fungi, Ascomycota, Pichiomycetes, Serinales, Debaryomycetaceae. The transcript has a single exon.
AUGGUUUCAGCGACUCUUCCUAGAUUUUCAAUAGUUGCCCAAGUUCACAGAUUAAAUAGAAUUGCUGGUGUUGGUAGCCCAGCGACCGCUUUUAGACUUAAUACAAAGAAGUUCACUGGUCUUGAAUUACAAUUAAAUGAAAAGAUGAAAGCAGCAGAAGGUCUUAAAGAAUUCUGGAAAACCAAUCUUCCUACUUUGAAAUUUCAUAAUGAUGAUUUUGGAUUCCGAGUAACAAAGAUUCAACUUGCAGAUGAAACUGAAGAAGUAAAAUGUCCAGUUAAAUUAAAAGUCUUUGGAGUUGAUCAAAAGGAUAAUUUCGAACUUGAUUGUAAAUCAAAACCUCGAAGUCUUAUCUUUGAAGAGUUCAUUAAGCAUAUAGAAGCUAAACAAGUUCCUGAAGAAGAAAUCCCAGUCCUUCUGACUCGUCCUAGUGAUAAAAAGAAAAACAGUGAGAAUUGA